Cladophialophora psammophila CBS 110553 is the source of this 1401-nucleotide messenger RNA. RefSeq lists its product as uncharacterized. The coding region runs from base 1 to 1401 and encodes 466 amino acids. Lineage: Eukaryota; Fungi; Ascomycota; Eurotiomycetes; Chaetothyriales; Herpotrichiellaceae. The record is from RefSeq and is a predicted model, not a curated record. The transcript has a single exon.
AUGCAGCGACGACCUCUGGACCACACUGCAUCGGCGCCGCCCUCUCCCUUUGGAGCCUUUAGCAUGCUGCCCCCCGAGAUCAGAAACCUCAUCUACGCCGAAUGCGUGCGCCAGAGAAGCACCGGCCUCCUCCGCGCCAGCAAGCGACUCUACGCAGAAUCGCUUCCUCACUACCGCCGAAAAUUCGUCUUAUCCUUCCAUAUCGACCCGCAAGACGCCGAUCCCGGAAUCCCAAUUUUCAACAGAGACGGCUGCCCUUGGGGUGAUAGUGAGAACAGUGAUGCCAUCAAUACGAUCGACGUCAGCUCGGUCCAUCCUGAUACCGAGUUACUCGACACCAUGCCCAUCGACCAGUUCGGCCAGAUUCGCAUCGUGAUCGGCGCCCCUGAUAUCCGCGACCGAGGACAGUUCAUGCGUUGCUGGUACCGGGUCAAAAGGCUUUUGGCAGCUUUGCUCCCGCAGUGGAGAGAUCCCAACAAAUUGCCAGAGAGUCCCUGGGAAAUAGUGAUCCCAUGGGCUCGCCAGUCCACGGCACUGCCACCGAUCGUGGUCGAGUUUCGAGAAUGCGUGUGGAGCGAACGGGGCCGCUGGGGACAAUGGAAUCAAAACAUCCCCUUUUGCCAUGCCUUUGCAGAUGGCAUACUGCUUGCAACUCAGAAGGGCGGGGGGGCAGAGAAGGACAAAAACCACUACCGCUCGUCCAACAUAGCGCAUAUCCUACAACUCUUCUUCCGCGUUCGCAAUGCCGCGUCCCUUACAGUCAAACUCCCACCGUCCCUUCCGAAGAGCGAGAAUAAGCGGCUAUGGCACUUCAUCGAGAGACUCCAGGAGUACGCCGUCUCAGAGAUCCCCUUUGGCAUGGAUUUCCGAGGUUCUUUCCCCGUCCCGGGCGGCCGCGACGGGGCGAUUCUCUCCUGCGAGAAUGCCGACCACAUCUGGCUCGACUAUUGCCUAACCCGAGUCGAUAGCGAGGCCAGCAGCGGUCUCAAACUCGAGCGGAUGGAGAACUGGUGUCUCGAGUACGAGAGGGACCUAGCGCGAGCCAGUUUCGGCUACCUGGCCCACGACGAGCGCAGAGGCCAGCUAGUGCGCAUCGGUGUCGGUCGCCAUCUCAUCAAGUGGGCUAGCUUUGGUCAAGCACAUGAUGAGAACUUCCGCCAACAGUUUUGGAGCUGGGUGAGCCACUACACCGAGUAUAACAACGAAUAUAGCAUCCCCCCCUUGGGGUUGAAUGCUGAAGGCUUGGGGGAUUUCCACGCCUUUAUAAUUGUGAGGCACCAAUUGCUUGUGGAUCGUAUUCUCGGGUUUCCUAUAAUUGGGAAGUCUGUCGAUUCCCGGGGAUUCUGGGAGAGGGAUAAUCGUUGUCGGCGAUGUCUGCCCUAUCGCGGUCGACGUGUUUAG